Aricia agestis (brown argus) is the source of this 3220-nucleotide messenger RNA. RefSeq names its product inactive rhomboid protein 1 (gene rho-5). Gene Ontology annotation, cellular component: endoplasmic reticulum membrane. NCBI's taxonomy places the organism in Eukaryota, Metazoa, Arthropoda, Insecta, Lepidoptera, Lycaenidae. Gene Ontology annotation, molecular function: serine-type endopeptidase activity. Bases 402 to 2372 code for a protein of 656 amino acids. The record is from RefSeq and is a predicted model, not a curated record. The transcript is spliced from 12 exons. Gene Ontology annotation, biological process: regulation of protein secretion; regulation of epidermal growth factor receptor signaling pathway.
AGGCCCGCAGGAGACCGCAGCCUCCGCAUGAUUGGCGUUCGAGUGCUGGUCUGCUGGCGCCGCAGCUGGCUUGCCAGAGCUCCCCCGGACCUCCCAGCGUCCCCGCCCCCGCCUCACCUCCGCGCGUCGUGUCCGCUCCCCCCGCGCCCGCGCAGCCUCCUCCCGAACCCGUACCGCAGCCAGCAGGCGAAGACGGCGUCCGAUUGCGACACGUCCAUACGGUAGCCGUCCGCGACUACCUGAAGAGGGAGACGCAGACGUUCUUCGGAGUGCAGAGGGACAAUGAGAGGGAGCAGAGGAAGCUGUGGCAUGAGAGGAGGAGAAGGCACGCGGCGAGGGCGUUAGGCGAUCUAAGGAUAGACCUGCCGCCGGAUUAUCACCCUGAUGACGAUGAUAUUAGUAUGUACGGAGCGUCGGGCGCUGCGCCGAGGGAGGCGCGGGGGCAGCGGGAGCGGCCGGACGUGCUGCCCGCGCCGCCCGCCGAGCCCGCGCCCCCGCACCCCGGCAAGGACAGCGUCGCGCGGCUCACCCUCACCGGCCUGUCCUACGUUGUUACUGCGGUGACGAGACGUUCACGCCAGUCCACGUCAGCGCAAUGGUCGCGAUCGUUCCGCGGCGGCGCCAGCAGCCCUCAGGACGAGGCCGACGUGGACGAGGUGUUCUUCGCACCGCAGACCCUCACCAUACCGCUGACGCAGCACCAUGAUGAGGAUCAAGUUGAUGGGUCGAAAGGUGGGCGGUCUUCACUGGGCUCCUCCAGUGUGGAGUACCGUCGGCCGGACCGGGCGGUGUCGUGGGGAGCUGGCGGCGUCCGCAUCCACACGCCCAUGUUGGAACCCCUCGCCGACAACUCCAACAGAAGGCAGUUUGGCAUGGGUGUGGUUGGGAGGUUUUUUAGGCGUUCACUUCGCAAGUCGGUGACGCACCAGGAGGACGUGGCGCGGCAGCUGGACGAGCUGACGGACUACCGGCCGUACUUCACGUGGUGGGUCAGCACGGUGCAGACGCUGGUGCUGCUGCUGUCACUCCUCUGCUACGGCUUCGGUCCGGUCGGCUUCGGGCGGCAUACGCACUCCGGACAAGUCCUAGUGAAAAGCCUUAGUUUACAGCAGGUGGAAUGGGAGGAGCCUGCAUCGUUCUGGUUAGGUCCACGAGCAGCAGAUCUUAUACAUUUAGGAGCGAAAUUUGCGCCUUGUAUGAGGCGAGACGCGAGGAUAGCGAGGGCAAUAGCUGCAUCAGCAAGAAGAGAAAGAGAUACGGCAUGCUGCAUACGAAACGACGAUUCGGGCUGUGUGCAAUCGUCUAAAGCAGAUUGUUCGAUACGAGGAUUGAUUCCAAAGAAUACAAUAUCAACGUGGAAGAAAUGGUCAUCGGGAGAAUCGGGUCCAGGGGGUCGAAUAUCUGGCUCGGUCUGUGGUUUGGAUCCAAAGUUCUGCGAAGCACCUCGUUCGAUAGCUCCACACGAAUGGCCUGACGAUAUAACGAAAUGGCCGAUAUGUCGGAAAUCUGUGAUAGACGGUUCUGCGGCGGCCGGUAGGGCUGGCCAUGCAGCGGAACACAUGGCCUGUGAAGUGAUAGGCCACCCUUGCUGUAUAGGAGUGCACGGACAGUGUGUCAUCACUACGAGAGAGCACUGUGACUUUGUUAAGGGUUAUUUUCAUGAAGAGGCUUCUUUAUGUUCACAAGUUUCUUGCUUAGAUGACGUAUGUGGAAUGCUGCCUUUUAUGAGACGCAGACGUCCAGACCAACUGUAUAGAGCUUGGACGUCAUUGUUUGUACACGCGGGACUUCUACACCUAGCAGCGACGCUAGCCUUGCAGUGGCUUUUCAUGAGGGAUUUGGAGAAAAUGGCUGGACCCGUCAGAAUGGCUGUUAUUUAUUUAGGAAGUGGUGUCGCUGGGAACAUGGCAUCAGCCAUUUUCGAGCCUUAUAGAGCAGAGGUGGGUCCGGCCGGUUCACACUUUGGUCUGCUGGCAUGUCUCAUAGUGGAGGUGAUCGGAGCGUGGCCUCUUCUGAAGCAUCCCCGUCGUGCGCUCUUGAAACUAAUAGGACUCGCGUUCGCUCUCUUUCUCCUCGGGCUGCUGCCUUGGAUUGACAAUUUCGCUCACGUAUUCGGUUUUGUGUUCGGAUUUUUACUGUCGUACGGUUUGCUACCGUUCAUCACGUUCGGACCUUACGAGAGACGGAGGAAGAUCGUUCUGGUGUGGGUGUGUCUAGUGUCAGCCGCCGGGAUGUUGUGUGCGUUGAUCGCGCUGUUCUACGCCGCGCCCGCGUACGAGUGUACGGCGUGCGCGUACUUCACGUGUCUCCCGUUCGCGCCGGACAUGUGCGCGUCGCAGGACGUGCGCGUGCGGCAGAUGGACGGCGUAUGACGGCGCGCGGCCCGGGCGCCCCCGCCGCCGCCGCCCCCCUGCCCCGCGCUCCUCACGCGCCCCCCGCCUCGUCGAACCUGCCGAAGUGCACAACAAUAAUAUCAUCCAAGUAAAAUUGUAACCUGGACAUGCCUUUGAACGUUAUAGAUAGGUAUCCGGCUUAGAUUUAUUCUUAUGGAUUUAAAACUUGUAGCUCCCGUUCGUUUGUAAAUUAAAUGAAGCACUGUUUACGUCCAGGGCUAUGAGUUGGUGUUCCGUUCUUAGCAUCCGACUACAGAUAUGAAUAAUUAAUUUCGCUUAAGUAAUAUGACAUCUCUAUGCACUUAUCGCUUUGAAACCAUUAGGGCCUGUUUCAACACUUCCAGAUCAAGUGCCGGAUAGGCUAUCCACAACUUUUGUGACAGAUUUUCCAUACUCUAUCUGUCAAGUUAGGUGGUGGAUAGGCUAUCUAGCAUUUAUCAGGGAGUGGUGAAAAAGGUCCUAAGUCAGAGUUUAAAAUAAACUCAGCGAUACAUUUUUUCAAUAUCAUCAAUGGCAUUUCAGCGAGAGUGGCUUUUGUGGGAGAGUGACUGUUUUGUUGAUUAUUCUUAGAAUAGGAAAUGUUAUCACCUGCUGUAAUAUUUCAACUUCACUGCCAUUAAAAUAUUAUGUAUUUGUAAACAGUAUUGCCUUAAUUUUUGCAUCAUGAAGACAAGCAAUAAUAAAGCUAUCAAAUGAGAUAUAUUCUAACGUCGCGAGAGCCCACAGAAAGAUUACAAUUAUUUUUAUUCGAUUUCAAAGGAAGAGAAGGUUUAUUUGAUCUGUUUGAUUUGUUUAUUUGAUGAAAAUCUGAGUUUUAUCAAAUAUCA